Vicia faba (fava bean) is the source of this 1377-nucleotide messenger RNA. Lineage: Eukaryota; Viridiplantae; Streptophyta; Magnoliopsida; Fabales; Fabaceae. The record is from the annotation of a GenBank genome assembly.
AUGGAUUCUAUUAAUCAACUUGAAAUGCAAGAACCAAGCAUUGAAACGGAUAAGCUCAGCUACGAAAUCUUCUCUAUUCUAGAAAGCAAGUUUCUCUUCGGUUACGAUGAACAAAAACUUUGGAUCCCUAAGCAAAUUCCUGCUACAACUGCUAUUGAUUCUCAACUAACUCAAACCGUUGACGGAGUUUCCUCCGUCAAGAAUCAGCGUGGGAAGAUAUGUAUACUCGCAAUCGACGGUGGUGCUAUGCGUGGGAUUCUUGCCGGAAAAGCACUGGCGUAUCUUGAAAAGGCGUUGAAGAAAAAAUCAGGUGACCGGAACGCGAGAAUCGCGGAUUAUUUUGAUGUUGCUACCGGCUCCGGCGUUGGAGGUAUUUUCACUGCGAUGCUUUUUGCGACAAAAGAUCAACGAAAACCGAUUUACUCCGCGGAUGAUACAUGGCGGUUGUUAGCGGAGCAGGGGAAGAGAUUCUACGGAGGCUCCGGCAGCCGCGGGUUUUUGAAGAGACUGUUCGGAAGCGGCGGUUCGAGUUCGGUUGAAACGGCGACGGCUGGUCUGGAGAGAAUCGUUAAAGAAGCGUUUACGGCGGAGGACGGUCGUUGUUUAACGUUGAAAGAUACACUGAAACCGGUUCUGAUACCGUGCUAUGAUUUAUCGAGUACGGCGCCGUUUUUGUUCUCGCGUGCUGAUGCGUUGGAAACGGAUAGUUUUGAUUUUCGUUUGUGGGAAGUGUGUCGAGCGACUUCGGCUGAACCGGGUUUGUUAGAACCGGUUCAAAUGCGGUCUGUUGAUGGACAAACCAAAUGCGUGGCGGUUGAUGGUGGUUUGGCGAUGGGUAACCCAACCGGUGCGGCUAUCACGCACGUGCUGCAUAAUAAACAGGAGUUUCCGUUCGUGCGAGGCGUGGAGGAUCUUCUUGUUCUGUCUCUUGGAACCGGUCAACUGGUUGAAGUUAAGUGUGAUUAUGAUCGUGUGAAUCGCUGGAAGGCUAAGGAUUGGGCCCGGCCGAUGGCGCGUAUUUCGAGCGAUGCCUCGGCGGACCUGGUUGAUCAGGCUGUGGCGAUGGCGUUCGGUCAUUGCCGGAGUACUAAUUACGUUCGAAUUCAGGCAAAUGGGUCGAGUAUGGGCCAAUGUGGACCAAGUGGAGAUACAGAUGCGAGUCCCGGCAAUGUUAAAAUGCUGAUGGGAAUAGCAGAGGAAAUGUUGAAGCAGGAAAAUGUAGAGUCAGUUCUGUUUGGAGGGAAGAAGAUUGGGGAGCAGAGUAAUUUCCAAAAACUCGAUUGGCUUGCUGGAGAACUUGUUCAAGAGCAUCAGAGGAGGAGCUGCAGAAUAGCUCCCACUGUUGCUUUCAAACAAGCAACUCCAAAACCCACCUAG